Fomitopsis serialis is the source of this 496-nucleotide messenger RNA. RefSeq lists its product as uncharacterized. Gene Ontology annotation, biological process: spliceosomal tri-snRNP complex assembly; mRNA splicing, via spliceosome. Gene Ontology annotation, cellular component: U5 snRNP; catalytic step 2 spliceosome. The record is from RefSeq and is a predicted model, not a curated record. Lineage: Eukaryota; Fungi; Basidiomycota; Agaricomycetes; Polyporales; Fomitopsidaceae. The transcript is spliced from 2 exons. The annotation marks the transcript as partial. Gene Ontology annotation, molecular function: U2 snRNA binding; U6 snRNA binding; U5 snRNA binding.
AUGGCGAACUUGUACCGUCUCGGUCGGACACUCUUGUCGGAUCACACAGACGGCAACUCGAGCUACCUGUUCGACAAGAAGUCGGUUUUCACUGCGAAAGCGCUCAACAUGGCGAUUCCCGGCGGCCCGAAAUUCGAGCCUCUGUAUAGAGACAUGGACAGCUUCAAUGAGGACUGGAACGAGUUCAACGACAUCAACAAAGUCAUCAUUCGACAGCAAAUCCGGACUGAGUACAAGAACGUCUACAUUCGCACUGAUGACCCUGACCUGCCCGCGUUCUAUUUCGACCCUCUCAUCAAUCCUAUCUCGCUGCGUGGCUUUACACCAAAGAAUGCGCCACUCGUUCCCCAUGAGGACGCGAUCUUCGGCCCCAACGAUGCUGAGGAUGACGACUUCGAGCUCCCUGACGAGGUCGAGCCUUUCCUCGAGGACAAGCCGCUGGAGAGUGAUCUCACGGCGGAUGCUAUCGCGCUCUGGUGGGCGCCCGAUCCGUACA